AGGCAAUAGAAAUUUCAGGAAACAGAGAAGUUUACUUAACAGCUACCAUAAAUGAGAACUGUGGCAGACGUUUAUUUGUCGCAGCCAAAUUCCCAAAUGUGGCAUGCGAACUGGUCGUCAAUUAUGGCUGUAUAGCUGCUCUUACUGUAAACAGCAGGUGUGGCAGUGUUAUUGUCAACUUCAUAAUGUACUUUAACGAAAGUGUAGCGAUUAGCGCGGUGUUGACUUCACUGAAGAAUGCUGCAGAACAGAACAAAUUCGGGGUCUUUAGUGUAAACUCAGCCUCGAUCAAACAAGUUUCUUUACCCACUGUGCCAGGUCCGGAGGAAUGUAACUGCCCAUGUAACGACGUCUUGUUAAAGGCCAUUAUUGGUGUUCUUACCUUCAUAAUCUUUCUUCUAAUAAUUUACAUAGUGUGGCAACACAGGAAAGGCACUGUUGGAAGGCAGAGGACAUACGACGAUGAUAGCACUGAUUAUGACGUAAGUGGCAAGCUAAAACAAUGA
Messenger RNA from Stylophora pistillata, 506 nucleotides. RefSeq names its product tyrosine kinase receptor Cad96Ca. Gene Ontology annotation, biological process: positive regulation of kinase activity; multicellular organism development; cell surface receptor protein tyrosine kinase signaling pathway. Gene Ontology annotation, cellular component: plasma membrane; signaling receptor complex. Lineage: Eukaryota; Metazoa; Cnidaria; Anthozoa; Scleractinia; Pocilloporidae. Gene Ontology annotation, molecular function: ATP binding; transmembrane receptor protein tyrosine kinase activity; protein binding. The record is from RefSeq and is a predicted model, not a curated record.